UCCUUGGAAGGUCCCUACCUUAAAACACAGAUAUAACAAACAUAUUUGCUAUCUUUGCUAAAACUCUAACCUUAAACCCAAAUCCUUACCUCAUUUUCAAAUUCAAUGGUGUUGGGACGUCCCAACCAGCCUAAAUAGUACCUUCCUUACCCAAGUUGCCAUGGUGACGACGUGUGUUUGAGGAAGGGGACACGGACUUGCAGCAAGAGCAUCAGGCUACAGCACAAACAACAACGUCCAGAUAUUACGAUUGUUCAUCAAAAUAAUACUAGCUAGCUAACCUAAAGCUCAGGAUGGAUGACUCUCCUGAGGUUUUAAACUUCUCAGCGCUGGAGCGGGAGUUGCAGUCUGCUGUAGAAGCAGACAAGAAAUAUCAAAGAGAAAAUGAUGCAAAGUUCCGUGCUCUACACCAGAAGGUCGGAACGUAUGAGGAGUUUAGGGACAUAGUCCUGGCAUCCAACCUGAAACCACUGGACAGGAAGGAUAAAGCUGGAGCUCCUCGCAAACAGCCAUGGAAUGCUCUCGCCUCCACUGACAAAGGGCAGAACCAGACUAGCUGUGAUGAAAUAGGCCUAAAGCCUCAGUUGUCCGAGUUCCAGCCCAGGACAGCAUCAGAGUUCAGCCGGGACUGGCGCAGGUUCGGCAGUGAAAACCCAGAGGAUAAAUACAGCCUCCUGCUCUCCCUAGGUGGAGAGGGCCUUCGGAACAUCUUCAGGGCUGAGGUGGGGUUCGGACUACUGGGGGAAUUUCUUGUGUUCCUUUCCAGUGGUCUCCAGCCUGGGGAUGAGGCCAUGGUGAUAGGGAUCCUGGAGGGGCUGUCCAAGACCCCCAGGUUUGGACUCAAUAUGUGCCUCCUGAGCCGGGCUGAGAGAGAGGCAUGUGGAGAUCUGUUUCAGAACCUGAGGAAAGCAUCAGCAGCGGGGAAUAGCAGUGUCAAAGGAUCCAAAGGGGAUGUCAUUGUCCAUGGAAGUAAUGUGGAAGAGAUUAAAGAGACACAAGAUGCUGAGCCAGAGACUCUGUUUCCAGGACAGACCAGCGAGGCUGCCGGAAGAAGCAUUGAUACUGAAACUUUAAAUGGUAUAAUGCAGUUGUAUGGGGUUCAAACAGUCUCUCCUCCUCAGUAAGAAACAUUACACAAAC
Oncorhynchus tshawytscha (Chinook salmon) is the source of this 1140-nucleotide messenger RNA. It is a transcript of the gene dnaaf19, whose product is annotated as coiled-coil domain containing 103. NCBI's taxonomy places the organism in Eukaryota, Metazoa, Chordata, Actinopteri, Salmoniformes, Salmonidae. The coding region runs from base 294 to 1124 and encodes 276 amino acids. The record is from RefSeq and is a predicted model, not a curated record. Gene Ontology annotation, biological process: determination of left/right symmetry; epithelial cilium movement involved in extracellular fluid movement; inner dynein arm assembly. Gene Ontology annotation, cellular component: outer dynein arm. The transcript is spliced from 4 exons.